AGUGUUAGAAGCUGGAGUCCUGCCUACUCAAGUGUAACACUCGUCGUUUUUGACACUAGUGGGGAAAACACUUCUACGCCCAUAAUGUUUACGUUUGCUUUCCUUCUUGCCCUCCCAUCUGUUCUCGUAUCAGCCGCGGAACCGGCUCAGCAACCUAUCCAGGGGGCUUGUGCUCCUGAUGUCUGCGAUCAACUGGGGUGUGGGGGCUACCAACUGGAAAAUUAUCCUGUUACGACAAAUUAUCAACAAGUCAUGACGGGACCGCAACCGUGGCCUACACCUGAUGGCGCAACUGUCGUUGGUUUUGGAGGGGCGGAUGGUGUUACGACCGUUGUUUUCGAAGCGACGAAACCUGCUUAUAUCGCUGUGCCUACUAACCCACCUGGUAAAUGGACAGUUGUUGAGGAGGCCGUGACCAUUCCCAAUGGCCCUGGAAACACGUUGACCAUCACGAGUCAUGCGUUGAGGACCGUUCCUGCGUGUCCCGCUCCUUCGACGAGGACGGUUACGUCGACUACUACGACGACUGUCGAUCGAGUGGAUUAUCAGACAUCGUACAUCACCACUACGUCCACUCACACUGCAACUUUGACGACGACGGACACUCAGUACAUAACUCUUCCGCCCAUCACCACUACGUCCACUCACACUGCUACUUUGACGGUGACGGACACUCAGCACAUAACUCUUCCGCCCAUCACCACUACGUCCACUCACACUGCUACUUUGACGACGACGGACACUCGGUACAUAACUCUUCGGCCCAUCACCACUACGUCCACUCACACUGCUACUUUGACGACGACGGACACUCAGUACAUAACUCUUCCACCCAUCACCACAUUUUCAACAAUCACGAACUUCGUCACUUCUAUCACUACAACUACCGCGACAGUCACAGCGUCACCUCCCACACCAACAUGGACGUCUGUUGUCUUCAAACCCUGGACCAGUAUCGAUAUUUACACAAACCGCCCCUUCCGCUUCGAAACCAAUGAUCUAUCCCCACAGAUACUCAGUAUCCAAGACGCGGUUCUCAAGAUGGAAAGAUACUCCGUCGUCGUCGACGGACAGCAAAUUGGAACUACUUCCCCCAUUGACCCUAGCAGGGGCGUUCGUUGCGGUUCCACUCUCGCCGCCAAAGACACUUGUGAAGUCAAAGGCCUCAGUAAAGGACAGUUCACCAUCCCCCCUGGAUCGCACGUUGUCGAAAUCGUCAACGUCAUCGGAGUUGCCGAUACCCCUGAUAGCUACUCGACGGUGCUCUACCAGCUUGAGCGUCAAUGUGCUUCCACUAUCCCUCCACCUCCAUGCUCGCAAAGGCCUGUUCAGGAUGUGGCGGUUGUCGAUGUUUACAGGAAUAAACCUUACAAUUUCUCCCUCAACUUCAGCUUCCCCACCAAGUUAACGGUAAUGGAUGCGGGUCUCCGUGCCGAGAAGUAUGAAAUCUCGAUAGAUGGAGUCUUCGUAGGCAACACAGACGCGUUCACCAUCUAUCCCCAAGUUCGGUGUGGUAUCACUCCCGACGACUACCAAGCCUGCCUGGACAGUGAAAUGAGCAAAGGAGAAUUUGUUGUACCUGCCGGCGCACACACCGUCACUGUGACAAUGGGACCGACUCUUAUCGGACCAACUUGGCCGCACAGUCCGAUAUUCUAUAAGCUUGACACCUACUGCCCAUCUUAAGUCCAUACUGUUGCCAACCCAGACAGAAGGGGCCAUCAGCAAACAUCGAAGGUCGAUAGAAGUGAUAGGUAGCAAUUCAAUCUUCUCAAUUUGCUCUAUCACUACUACAUUAUAUGUAUGUUUGCUUCCUAUGAAUGGUACAUGAAUCUAUAGAAACUGGAAAUCGG
This is a messenger RNA of Cantharellus anzutake, 1853 nucleotides long. RefSeq lists its product as uncharacterized. The coding region runs from base 85 to 1686 and encodes 533 amino acids. The transcript has 4 exons. The record is from RefSeq and is a predicted model, not a curated record. Lineage: Eukaryota; Fungi; Basidiomycota; Agaricomycetes; Cantharellales; Hydnaceae.